UAUUUUGUGCCUGUGCUUAUUGCGUGAUUAUUGUGAAUGUCAUUUGUCAACUUCUUUUAUAAAAAGUUCUUGUUUAUCAAAAGUAUUGAGCAUUUAAUCUAAAUUUGUGAUGUCAAGUUCGACUCAGAACCUGCCAGUUUCCCAGAUUCUUAAAACUAAAAGUGAGCUAGAUGACGAACCGAAAAAGAAAUCCAGAGAAGAUUGGCGGAAGGCGAAAGAAUUAGAGGAAGCCAGAAAAGCUGGAACUGCUCCCGCUGCUGUAGAUGAAGAAGGUAAAGAUAUAAAUCCCCACAUUCCUCAGUACAUAUCAAACGCGCCUUGGUAUUAUGGUACUACUGGGCCUACCUUAAAACACCAGAGGCCCCAAGAAGAGAAACAAAGGCAGUAUUCUGGAAUUGAUGAAUGGUAUAAGAGAGGUUUGGAUACAACGAAAAUUGUAACAAAGUAUCGAAAAGGUGCAUGUGAAAAUUGUGGCGCUUUGACUCAUAAAAAAAAGGAUUGCAUGGAUCGUCCUAGAAAAGUAGGUGCCAAAUAUUCUGGUACAAAUAUGUUACCUGACGAGUUUGUACAAAAAAAUUUGGCUUUAAGUUUUGAUGGAAAACGGGACAGAUGGAGUGGUUAUGAUCCUGGCGAGCACAAGUCAGUUUUGGAAGAAUUUCAAAAAGUGGAGGAAGCAAAAAGGCAAUUAAAAGCAGAAAAACUGGAUGCAAAUCAAUCAGAUGAAGGUGAAGAUCAGGAUGAAGACAAAUAUGUAGAUGAGGUGGACAUGCCUGGUACAAAAGUCGAUAGCAAACAAAGAAUUACUGUGAGAAAUUUGCGUAUAAGAGAAGAUACAGCAAAAUAUUUGAGGAACUUGGACCCAAAUUCUGCCUAUUAUGAUCCUAAAACUAGAUCGAUGAGAGAAAAUCCCAAUCCAGGGGUUGAUGAGACUUACCAAGGUGAAAAUUUUGUGCGCUUUACUGGUGAUACUAAAGGUCAUGCCAAAGCACAGUUAUUUGCUUGGGAAGCUCACGGGAAAGGUGUUGAUGUACAUUUGCUAGCAGAACCUACAAAGUUGGAACUUUUGCAAAAGGAAUAUGAAAAGAAAAAAGAACAGUUUAAAACGAAAGUGCAGUCAAGUAUUUUGGACAAAUAUGGUGGCGAAGAACACUUGGAUGCUCCUCCAAAAACAUUACUGCUGGCCCAAACUGAGGAUUAUGUAGAAUAUUCUCGAUCAGGUAAAGUAAUAAAGGGGCAAGAAAAGGAAGAAAUUCGAUCCAAAUAUGAGGAAGAUGUUUAUAUAAACAAUCACACAAGUGUUUGGGGUUCAUAUUGGAGAGGUGGUCAGUGGGGCUACAGGUGUUGCCACUCUUGUGUAAAGAAUUCAUAUUGUCUUGGUGAAGCAGGAAAAGCUUCUGGAGACACAGUUAUUGAAGAUAAAUUCAAAGAAUCGAAAGAAUUAUCUAACAUUAAUGAAGGCAAACCUAGUGAAAGCUCGAGUUCUUCUGAAGAAGAAAAUGAUGUUAGGUCAAAGACAGAAAAGAAGAAAAAGAGAAAGAACAAAAAAGAGAAGAAACGCAAAGAAAAAGAUAGAGAUAAGCUUGAUGAAGCUCUUGAAGCAGAAGAGUUGCACCAGAGAAAAGCUGACGCAUUGUUGAGGUUAGAUGAGAGAAAGAGACCAUACAAUAGCAUGUUUGAAGUAAAGAAACCUACUGACGAAGAAAUGGAAGCUUAUUAUCUCAAGAGGAAAAGAGGAGAAGAUCCUAUGAACCAAUUUAUGUAACAUAAAUAACAGGUGGAAAUAUUAUGUAUAUUAUUUAAUAUAAUUGUUUAACAUGUGAUAUAUCUUCUAUUUUUUGUGACAAUAAAUUGCUAAAAAUAUUUUCUACUGCCUUCAGUAA
Cylas formicarius (sweet potato weevil) is the source of this 1880-nucleotide messenger RNA. It is a transcript of the gene Slu7, whose product is annotated as pre-mRNA-splicing factor Slu7. Bases 110 to 1762 code for a protein of 550 amino acids. Gene Ontology annotation, molecular function: pre-mRNA 3'-splice site binding. The record is from RefSeq and is a predicted model, not a curated record. Gene Ontology annotation, biological process: mRNA splicing, via spliceosome. The transcript is spliced from 3 exons. Gene Ontology annotation, cellular component: spliceosomal complex. Lineage: Eukaryota; Metazoa; Arthropoda; Insecta; Coleoptera; Brentidae.